UCUGCUCUCACCCCACCGCGGUCCCCCUCUGCUCUCACCCCACCGCGGUCCCCCUCUGCUCUCACCCCACCGCGGUCCCCCUCUGCUCUCACCCCACCGCGGUCCCCCUCUGCUCUCACCCCACCGCGGUCCCCCUCUGCUCUCACCCCACCGCGGUCCCCCUCUGCUCUCACCCCACCGCGGUCCCCCUCUGCUCUCACCCCACCGCGGUCCCCCUCUGCUCUCACCCCACCGCGGUCCCCCUCUGCUCUCACCCCACCGCGGUCCCCCUCUGCUCUCACCCCACCGCGGUCCCCCUCUGCUCUCACCCCACCGCGGUCCCCCUCUGCUCUCACCCCACCGCGGUCCCCCUCUGCUCUCACCCCACCGCGGUCCCCCUCUGCUCUCACCCCACCGCGGUCCCCCUCUGCUCUCACCCCACCGCGGUCCCCCUCUGCUCUCACCCCACCGCGGUCCCCCUCUGCUCUCACCCCACCGCGGUCCCCCUCUGCUCUCACCCCACCGCGGUCCCCCUCUGCUCUCACCCCACCGCGGUCCCCCUCUGCUCUCACCCCACCGCGGUCCCCCUCUGCUCUCACCCCACCGCGGUCCCCCUCUGCUCUCACCCCACCGCGGUCCCCCUCUGCUCUCACCCCACCGCGGUCCCCCUCUGCUCUCACCCCACCGCGGUCCCCCUCUGCUCUCACCCCACCGCGGUCCCCCUCUGCUCUCACCCCACCGCGGUCCCCCUCUGCUCUCACCCCACCGCGGUCCCCCUCUGCUCUCACCCCACCGCGGUCCCCCUCUGCUCUCACCCCACCGCGGUCCCCCUCUGCUCUCACCCCACCGCGGUCCCCCUCUGCUCUCACCCCACCGCGGUCCCCCUCUGCUCUCACCCCACCGCGCAAAAAAAAAGCUCAACUGAUGGGUUUUGCCGCCACCCUCCACCUCACUCAAUGA
This is a messenger RNA of Rana temporaria (common frog), 939 nucleotides long. RefSeq names its product proline-rich protein 36-like. The annotation marks the transcript as partial. The record is from RefSeq and is a predicted model, not a curated record. NCBI's taxonomy places the organism in Eukaryota, Metazoa, Chordata, Amphibia, Anura, Ranidae. The transcript has 2 exons.